AUGUGCACCGCGCUAGAGAGAAAUGGAAUGGGAGGUUGUGCUGCGAUAGGCGUGGAGGUGUUUAUGGCUUGCAGUGGUUCCAACGUGAAUGCUGAGCUUGUUGAGGAUGCUGGAUGGGUUGAACUUCAAGGAAUUUGUUGCCUUCUUGUCCGCCUUCAGUCCCCUGCCACUUUCCACCACAAAAUUGAGUCUAAGCAAGUCUAUGAUUCCGAUUGCAAUGGAAAAGUAACCUUCCAUGACAUGCUGAGGGCUUUAAGGGAUUUGAGUGGACCCUUCAUGUCUGAUCAACAGAGAGAGGAAGUUCUGACACAGGUCCUUGAGGAAGCUGGCUAUGCAAAGGAUUGUUCAUUAGUCUUGUCUGACUUCAUGAAGAUUCUUGGCAAUUCGGGUUUGAAGAUGGAAGUAGAGGUUCCGGUGGAUUAG
Molecule: messenger RNA, 423 nt
Organism: Glycine soja
Lineage: Eukaryota; Viridiplantae; Streptophyta; Magnoliopsida; Fabales; Fabaceae
Exons: 5
Coding region: 1-423 (140 amino acids)
Molecular function (GO): calcium ion binding
Source: RefSeq, a predicted model, not a curated record